AUGCGUAUCAGCCUCGCAGACGAGCACGAGGAUAUUGUUUCCGCCAGGAUCUUCGCUCGUGAAUGCCAUUCAACCGGUUUUAGGGACUCCAAGGUGCAACUGUGUAUAGCGCAACUUGUGGAGCAAAGCUUGAAGACGGAGAAUUUAUCUCCAGUAGAGACCGAGAACAAUUAUCCGUGUGGUGCAUCUUUGGUCUCCUCACAUCAAGACCGAAUGCUGCCUCUUCGGGUUGCGACCUGGAUCCCAUUUUCGGAGUUUCAGGCCACAAUCCACCCGCAGGCAGAGAAGCCGGCAGUGGACAGCCCGAGACCGGAUACCAGAAUCCGCAUCUUUUCUCGUCUCUGCCACGACAUCAUUCGGGGAUCCGCUCGGGAUUUAGGACUCAUCUCACCGCUGGUCGGUUGGCCUCCCCACAAGAUGAAACCUGCGGUGCACGACUCGGCUCCGAGGAGAAUCCAGUCAAGACCUCAUUCGCUUGAAUGGGGAUGUAUAACGGAACAUGGUGAAUCCGUCACUUUGGAAGGUAGCCACGAUCGACUGCUCUGGACUCUGUCGAGUCUGGAAGGCCGAGAGUCCUGCUGUCGUGUCCCCAGCCCUAUCGUCACGAAUGACUCGGACAGACAGGACACAACCUACAUGGCCGAUGAACCCGCACGAGAGAAGGUGGCUUGGGGGUCUCGCUUGAAGCGGCAGCUCUAG
Penicillium oxalicum is the source of this 699-nucleotide messenger RNA. RefSeq lists its product as uncharacterized. NCBI's taxonomy places the organism in Eukaryota, Fungi, Ascomycota, Eurotiomycetes, Eurotiales, Aspergillaceae. Bases 1 to 699 code for a protein of 232 amino acids. The transcript is spliced from 2 exons. The record is from RefSeq and is a predicted model, not a curated record.